This is a messenger RNA of Fulmarus glacialis (Northern fulmar), 837 nucleotides long. RefSeq names its product structural maintenance of chromosomes protein 1A-like. The annotation marks the transcript as partial. Lineage: Eukaryota; Metazoa; Chordata; Aves; Procellariiformes; Procellariidae. Gene Ontology annotation, biological process: sister chromatid cohesion. The record is from RefSeq and is a predicted model, not a curated record. Gene Ontology annotation, cellular component: cohesin complex; nucleus. The transcript is spliced from 5 exons. Gene Ontology annotation, molecular function: DNA binding.
GGCGCCGUGGAAUCCAUCGCCAUGAAGAACCCCAAGGAACGGACGGCGUUGUUCGAGGAGAUCAGCCGGUCGGGAGAACUGGCGCAGGAAUACGACAAGCGGAAGAAGGAGAUGGUGAAAGCGGAGGAGGACACGCAAUUCAACUACCACCGCAAGAAAAACAUCGCCGCCGAGCGCAAAGAAGCCAAGCAGGAGAAAGAAGAGGCGGAUCGUUACCAGCGGUUGAAAGACGAAGUGGUGCGGGCUCAAGUGCAGCUCCAGCUUUUCAAGCUUUAUCAUAACGAAGCGGAGAUCGAAAAACUCAAUAAGGAAUUGGGGUUGAAAAACCGGGAGAUCGAUAAAGACAAAAAAAGGAUGGAUCGGGUGGAGGACGAGCUGAAACUGAAAGAGCGUAAGAAGGAGCUGGGCAAGAUGAUGAGGGAGCAACAACAGAUCGAGAAGGAGAUCAAGGAGAAAGAUUCGGAGCUCAACCAGAAGCGUCCCCAGUACAUCAAGGCGAAGGAGAACACCUCGCACAAGAUCAAGAAGCUGGAAGCGGCCAAGAAAUCGCUGCAGAACGCGCAAAAACAGUACAAGAAGCGGAAAGGAGACAUGGACGAGUUGGAGAAGGAGAUGCUGUCGGUGGAAAAAGCCCGGCAAGAAUUUGAGGAACGGAUGGAAGAGGAGAGCCAGAGCCAAGGACGCGACUUGACGUUGGAGGAGAACCAGGUGAAGAAAUACCACCGGCUGAAGGAGGAGGCCAGCAAACGUGCCGCCACGCUGGCCCAAGAGCUGGAGAAAUUCAACCGGGAUCAGAAAGCCGACCAGGAUCGGCUGGAUCUGGAGGAGAGGAAGAAA